Pseudophryne corroboree (corroboree frog) is the source of this 7076-nucleotide messenger RNA. Its product is annotated as zinc finger protein ZFP2-like. Gene Ontology annotation, biological process: regulation of transcription by RNA polymerase II. The transcript has 7 exons. The record is from RefSeq and is a predicted model, not a curated record. Gene Ontology annotation, molecular function: DNA-binding transcription factor activity, RNA polymerase II-specific; RNA polymerase II cis-regulatory region sequence-specific DNA binding. Bases 206 to 2470 code for a protein of 754 amino acids. Lineage: Eukaryota; Metazoa; Chordata; Amphibia; Anura; Myobatrachidae. Gene Ontology annotation, cellular component: chromatin; PcG protein complex; transcription regulator complex.
CAGUCACCAGGAAACAGCCUGUGCCAAUCAUACCCUACUUCCGUCCGAUGGGUUCCACCUUACUUCCGGGCUGUGAGUUCCACACACAGGAUGUGAGUUUCCAUAGAUUGUUGCAGCCUCAAAGUGUCUAUCGAGAUCAGACAAUCCAGCUGUGAGGAGUCUUUAUUACACGUCACAUGUUCUGUAUUCUCAUCCAUCACUAAGCAUGGACACGGCCAGGAGUCACAGGACUGAGAGGAUAAUAAAUAUCACCCUGGAGAUCAUCUACCUGCUGACUGGAGAGGGUUACACAGUAGUGAAGAAGACAUCCAGUGAGUGUGAGACACCCAGCAGCUCUCCCCGCGUGUCAGGAGGACUGAGCAGGACCCAGAGCCCCAUCACGGUGCCUCAACUUCACUCACUGAUUCAUGAGAGACACAAUGACCAGAAGAUCCUGGAACUCACCAACAAGAUCAUUCAGCUGCUGACUGGAGAGGAGGGGGAGUAUAUAGAGGAACACAGGGGUCUGUACAAGGACAUGAUGAUGGAGAAUCACCGGCCCCUCACAUCACAGGAUGGACCCAGUAACAGAGAUACCCCAGAGAGAUGUCCCCGUCCUCUGUAUUCCCAGGAUUGUACAGAGGAGAAUCACAGAAUCCCACAGGAGGAUAAGUUAGAACAUCUGUCUGAUAUUAAAACAGAAGAUACAGAGGGAGAAGAUGAGACGUAUAUGACUGAUAUAAAGGCAGAAGAUAUAGAGGGAGAAGAAGAGACGUAUGUGACUGAUAUGAAGACAAAAGAUACAGAUGGAGAAGAAGAGACGUAUGUGACUGAUAUGAAGGCAGAAGAUAUAGAGGGAGAAGAAGAUACGUAUGUGACUGAUAUGAAGGCAGAAGAUACAGAGGGAGAAGAAGAGACGUAUGUGACUGAUAUGAAGGCAGAAGAUAUAGAGGGGGAAGAAGUGACGUAUGUGACGGAUAUGAAGGCAGAAGAUAUAGAGGGAGAAGAAGAGAUGUAUGUGACUGAUAUGAAGGCAGAAGAUAUAGAGGGAGAAGAAGAGACGUAUGUGACUGAUAUGAAGGCAGAAGAUACAGAGGGAGAAGAAGAGACGUAUGUGACUGAUAUGAAGGCAGAAAAUAUAGAGGGAGAAGAAGAGACGUAUGUGACUGAUAUGAAGGCAGAAGAUAUAGAGGGAGAAGAAGAGACGUAUGUGACUGAUAUGAAGGCAGAAGAUACAGAGGGAGAAGAAGAGACGUAUGUGACUGAUAUGAAGGCAGAAGAUAUAGAGGGAGAAGAAGAGACGUAUGUGACCGAUAUGAAGGCAAAAGAUGCAGAGGGAGAAGAAGAGACGUAUGUGAGGGGUGAUCAGCAGUGUAAGGAGGAGGAAAUCCCUACAGAUAUCAGCACAGCAGAUGGACACACAAGCAGGAACAUCUCAGAAGGACAUCUAAUUUCAUCCCUGGAUUGUGACAUAAAAUAUAAUGACAGUAGACAGGAUUCUCCAGGAGAUGAUCCUAUUACCCCAAUUAUACAUCCAGCUCUAUCAUCUGAUCCAUCUGAUCCUGGGAAAUGUUCUCCUGAUCACUCUGAUAUUGGAGCAUCUGUUACAGCUCUGACAGUAGAUACAGUGUUUCCCUGUUCUAUAGAUGCCAAAUGUUUUACACAGAGCACAAACCUUAUUACCCAUCAACCAGCUAAGCGAGGUGAGAGGCCAUUUCAAUGUUCUGAGUGUGGGAAAAGUUUUACAUACAAAUCACAUCUUGUAAUACAUAAGAGAAUACAUACAGGUGAGAAACCAUAUUCCUGUUCUGAGUGUGGGAAAUGUUUUAUACAAAAAUCAACUCUUGUUACACAUCAGAGAAGUCACACAGGUGAGAAGCCAUUUUCUUGCUCUGAGUGUGGGAAAUGUUUUAUACAGAAAUCAGAUCUUGUUAAACAUCAGAGAAGUCACACAGGUGAGAAGCCAUUUUCUUGCUCUAAGUGUGGAAAAUGUUUUACACGAAAAUCAUUUCUUGUUACACAUCAGAGAAGUCACACAGGUGAGAAUCCAUUUUCUUGCUCUGAGUGUGGGAAAUGUUUUCCAUACAAAUCAGAUCUUGUUAAACAUCAGAGAAGUCACACAGGUGAGAAGCCAUUUCCAUGUUCUGAGUGUGGGAAAUGUUUUGCAUACAAAUCAGCUCUUGUUACACAUCAGAGAAUUCACACAGGUGAGUAUCCAUUUCCAUGUUCUGAGUGUGGGAAAUGUUUUGCAUUCAAAUCAGCUCUUGUUACACAUCAGAUAAUUCACACAGGUGAGAAUCCAUUUCCAUGUUCUGAGUGUGGGAAAUGUUUUGCAUACAAAUCAGCUCUUGUUAGACAUCAGAUAAUUCACACAGGUGAGAAUCCAUUUUCUUGCUCUGAGUGUGGGAAAUGUUUUACCCAGAAAUCACAACUUGUUACACAUCAGAGAAGUCACACAGGUGUGAGGCCAUUUCCAUGUUCUGAGAAAUAAGCUCUUGUCGCACACAAUAGAUAUCACUCAGGUAAAGAACCAUUCUUUUCUUCUGGAGUAUACUUAUCAUUGCCAUGUAAGGUUCUUCAAGGUUCUUAUCCUAUCUCCCAUGCUUCUUGCAAUACACGUGCUACCACUAAGUGAAACAGUCAGACGUCAUGUCCUCGUUUACCAUUGCUAUGCCAAUGACCUGUCUUUUGCUCCGGGUACUGAGUACCCAAUACCAAUCCUAAAUGUCUAGCUGAGCUCCAGGUGUGGGUGACGCUAGUUGGCUGUGACUCAGUCCUAGUGAAACAGGUCCUUAUGAUAGAAGCUCACGACAAAGGGCAGGGCUACAGCUUAGCUUUGCCUACCAACCAGACUUACACUUGGGGGUUCAGAGUUACAAAAUGCUUAUCCUGUGUGGAAUCUUGGUGUCCUGGAUGGUGGAGUGACACUUAGACAUCAGGUAUCAGCCACAAUCAGAUCCGCAUCUGAGGAACAUAGACAGACAGACAGUCAUACAUGUAUUUGUAUCAUCACACACAGAACACUGUAAUAUCCUCUACCUGGGUCUCCCAGCAGAAGAAUUGCACCACUUGUAGCUUGUACAGAAUGCAGCAGCCAGCCUGUUACCUAACCAGCCUAUUCCUGCCACAUAACACCCAUUCUCUGCUCCCUCAGCGGCUGCCUGUAAGAUGGUGACUCUGGGCCUAAUUCAGGUUGGUUCGUAGUGUGCGAUCCAACCAGAAUUAUUAAGAAAACGUUGCGGGCGCAUGCCCAGCACCCGUCCUGCGCAUGCGUCCUCAUUUUCUAUGGGGGGGGGCACAGAAAAUGAGAUUGCCUCUGCCUGUCAAUCAGGGAGAGGCGGUCGCCGGGGGUCGGACAACGCUCCAUUUCCAGGGAGUAGACGGGCAUUGUAGGACAAAUGGGGGCAUAAUCACGGCGCCUGCGUGACAUCAUGUAGCUGCCGCGAUCGAGAAGAACAUGACGUGCCUCCUGCGGUCGCAGCUAAGCUGAGCCAGCAGGAGGCUUCACUAAUUUCUAUGAUGAAGCAGAAAUUGUGAGGCGAUUGCAAUUUCUGCUUCAUCAAGGGGGGAGGUGGCAGUCAGCAUGCUAGGAAAAGGAUUGCAAACGCUGCUAAUUAGCACCCUAUUACAGAUUCUUACUGACUCUCCGAGCCUUACAUGACCAGGGUCCAUGGUACCAGAAGCAGCUUCUGACUCCUUACUGCCCUGGUUACAUCCAUCUGUUGAUGAAGGACUGUUAGCAGUACAAUAAAUGCCCAAGCAGUGCUUAGAUGUCAGGGGGAGACAGGGUGGGUGGCAGUAGUGCAGUAGCGGGGCUGCUGGAGGCAGUGUGUAAGUGGGUAAUAUUGUACCCAAUCAGCGCUGAGGUGGCAGACAGGACGAGUGGCAGUAGUGGGGCUGCUGGAGGCAGUGUGUAAGUGGGUAAUAUUGUCCCCAAUCAGUGCUGAGGUGGCAGACAGGACGAGUGACAGUAGUGGGGCUGCUGGAGGCAGUGUGUAAGUGGGUAAUAUUGUCCCCAAUCAGGGCUGAGGUGGCAGACAGGAUGAGUGGCAGUAGUGGGGGCUGCUGGAGGCAGUGUGUAAGUGGGUAAUAUUGUCCCCAAUCAGUGCUGAGGUGGCAGACAGGACGAGUGGCAGUAGUGGGUGCUGCUGGAGGCAGUGUGUAAGUGGGUAAUAUUGUCCCCAUUGAGCGCUGAGGUGGCAGACAGGACGAGUGGCAGUAGUGGGGGCUGCUGGAGGCAGUGUGUAAGUGGGUAAUAUUGUCCCCAAUCAGCGCUGAGGUGGCAGACAGGAUGAGUGGCAGUAGUGGGGGCUGCUGGAGGCAGUGUGUAAGUGGGUAAUAUUGUCCCCCAAUCAGCGCUGAGGUGGCAGACAGGACGAGUGGCAGUAGUGGGGGCUGCUGGAGGCAGUGUGUAAGUUGACAAUAUUGUCCCCAAUCAGUGCUGAGGUGGCAGACAGGGCGAGUGGCAGUAGUGGGGCCUGCUGGAGGUAGUGUGUAAGUGGGUAAUAUUGUCCCCAAUCAGUGCUGAGGUGGCAGACAGGACGAGUGGCAGUAGUGGGGCCUGCUGGAGGUAGUGUGUAAGUGGGUAAUAUUGUCCCCAAUCAGCGCUGAGGUGGCAGACAGGACGAGUGGCAGUAGUGGGGGCUGCUGGAGGCAGUGUGUAAGUUGACAAUAUUGUCCCCAAUCAGCGCUGAGGUGGCAGACAGGGCGAGUGGCAGUAGUGGGGCCUGCUGGAGGUAGUGUGUAAGUGGGUAAUAUUGUCCCCAAUCAGCGCUGAGGUGUCAGACAGGACGAGUGGCAGUAGUGGGGCCUGCUGGAGGUAGUGUGUAAGUGGGUAAUAUUGUCCCCAAUCAGCGCUGAGGUGGCAGACAGGACGAGUGGCAGUAGUGGGGCCUGCUGGAGGCAGUGUGUAAGUGGGUAAUAUUGUCCCCAAGCAGCGCUGAGGUGGCAGACAGGACGAGUGACAGUAGUGGGGGCUGCUGGAGGCAGUGUGUAAGUGGGUAAUAUUGUCCCCAAGCAGCGCUGAGGUGGCAGACAGGACGAGUGACAGUAGUGGGGGCUGCUGGAGGCAGUGUGUAAGUGGGUAAUAUUGUCCCCAAUCAGCUCUGAGGUGGCAGACAGGACGAGUGGCAGUAGUGGGGGCUGCUGGAGGCAGUGUGUAAGUGGGUAAUAUUGUCCCCAAUCAGCGCUGAGGUGGCAGACAGGACGAGUGGAAGUAGUGGGGGCUGCUGGAGGCAGUGUGUAAGUGGGUAAUGUCCCCAAUCAGCGCUGAGGUGGCAGACAGGACGAGUGGCAGUAGUGGGUGCUGCUGGAGGCAGUGUGUAAGUGGGUAAUGUCCCCAAGCAGCGCUGAGGUGGCAGACAGGACGAGUGACAGUAGUGGGGGCUGCUGGAGGCAGUUUGUAAGUGGGUAAUGUCCCCAAUCAGCGCUGAGGUGGCAGACAGGACGAGUGACAGUAGUGGGGGCUGCUGGAGGCAGUUUGUAAGUGGGUAAUGUCCCCAAUCAGCGCUGAGGUGGCAGACAGGACGAGUGACAGUAGUGGGGGCUGCUGGAGGCAGUGGGUAAUAUUGUCCCCAGUCAGUGCUGAGGUGGCAGACAGGACGAGUGGCAGUAGUGGGGGUUGCUGGAGGCAGUGUGUAAGUGGGUAAUAUUGUCCCCAAUCAGCGCUGAGGUGGCAGACAGGACGAGUGGCAGUAGUGGGGGCUGCUGGAGGUAGUGUGUAAGUGGGUAAUAUUGUCCCCAAUUAGCGCUGAGGUGGCAGACAGGACAAGUGGCAGUAGUGGGGCUGCUGGAGGCAGUGUGUAAGUGGGUAAUGUCCCCAAUCAGCGCUGAGGUGUCAGACAGGACGAGUGGCAGUAGUGGGGCUGCUGGAGGCAGUGUGUAAGUGGGUAAUAUUGUCCCCAAUCAGCGCUGAGGUGGCAGACAGGACGAGUGGCAGUAGUGGGGGGCUGCUGGAGGCAGUGGGUAAGUGGGUAAUAUUGUCCCCAAUCAGCUCUGAGGUGUCAGACAGGACGAGUGGCAGUAGUGGGGCUGCUGGAGGCAGUGUGUAAGUGGGUAAUAUUGUCCCCAAUCAGUGCUGAGGUGGCAGACAGGACGAGUGGCAGUAGUGGGGUGUAAGUGGGUAAUAUUGUCCCCAAUCAGUGCUGAGGUGGCAGACAGGACGAGUGGCAGUAGUGGGGGCUGCUGGAGGCAGUGUGUAAGUGGGUAAUAUUGUCCCCAGUCAGCUCUGAGGUGGCAGACAGGACGAGUGGCAGUAGUGGGGCCUGCUGGAGGUAGUGUGUAAGUGGGUAAUAUUGUCCACAAUCAGCGCUGAGGUGGCAGACAGGACGAGUGGCAGUAGUGGGGGCUGCUGGAGGUUGUGUGUAAGUGGGUAAUAUUGUCCCCAAGCAGCGCUGAGGUGUCAGACAGGACGAGUGGCAGUAGUGGGGGCUGCUGGAGGCAGUGUGUAAGUGGGUAAUGUCCCCAAGCAGUGCUGAGGUGCUAGAGGGGGAGACAGGGCGGAUGGCCGCAGUGCAGUACCAGGGGCUGCUGGAGGCAGUAAAGAGGUGUAUGGGUCCCGCACAGAACCAAUUGAUAAUUAGACUUAAUGAUGAUUAUGCUUCCUUAUUUCUAAUUAAUCCCUUGUAUGUGAUCAUUUAUUGUUAUUUGCUGUCAGCCUUUAUGUGUGUUCUGUAUAAUAAUCCUGAAAGUGGUGGUGCUACCGAUCUCAUAUCAUUUGUAGUAACUUGGAAAAGAUGAGAUAUGAGGUGCACUCUGGAAGCUUAUAGGGGGUUAAUCAGAGAUGAAUGCAGAUGUGACAUCAUGCAGACCCCGGAAAAUAGUCCCGGCCCGCCCGCGUUCACCCCUCAGGGAUGCGACCACAAUGUGUUUGCGUGGCUGCGGCGCAUGUGCAUUUUGCCACCACCAGCAAACUGCUGCAGGCCGCUGUUGCAGCUGAGUCUGAAUGACCCCCAUAGGCUUUUGGCUCUCCUGAUAUGUAUCUGUUUUACUUACCUGCAAUACUAAAACAUAACAAAUUGUUUCUGUGCUUUAAAGGCUAUUUUAUCCAUGUUGUGCAGAGUAAAGUAUUUUUUAAGUUUAAAAUGUAGAUGGACAAA